Messenger RNA from Helicoverpa zea (corn earworm), 2724 nucleotides. It is a transcript of the gene Taf6, whose product is annotated as transcription initiation factor TFIID subunit 6. The transcript has 12 exons. NCBI's taxonomy places the organism in Eukaryota, Metazoa, Arthropoda, Insecta, Lepidoptera, Noctuidae. Gene Ontology annotation, biological process: transcription initiation at RNA polymerase II promoter; RNA polymerase II preinitiation complex assembly. Gene Ontology annotation, cellular component: SAGA complex; transcription factor TFIID complex; SLIK (SAGA-like) complex. Gene Ontology annotation, molecular function: protein heterodimerization activity; RNA polymerase II general transcription initiation factor activity; transcription coactivator activity. The record is from RefSeq and is a predicted model, not a curated record. The coding region runs from base 262 to 2238 and encodes 658 amino acids.
GACUAUAAAUAAUGUACACAUUUGCUGUCAUUGUGUAGUGUUUAUUGUAUUUUCGAUUUCUAUUUUAUGUCGAUUUGCGGAAUUCUGAAUAAAAUUGGCUAUUCAUACAACCAGCAUAUGUAUGGCACAAUACUUACUAUAUGACUAUUGUAAUACUUGUAAAAUGUUAUAAUUUUGUCUAACGCUAAGAUUCUUUUCUUGCACUUGUACAUGUAGGUUCACUGUAUUUUGUUGUGCCGUGUUACCGAAAAUACUUUAAAAAUGGGUGAUUCAGAGUUUGCCUACGGCUCCUCAUUGUCAGUGGAUUCUAUGAAAACAAUAGCGGAAAGUAUAGGUAUAGCGAGUCUUGGGGAUGAUGCCGCUAAAGAGCUGGCGGAUGAUGUGACUUUCCGCCUUAAAGUUAUAGUCCAGGAUAGCAUGAAAUUCAUGCAUCACUCCAAGAGACAAAAAUUGUCAAUAACUGAUAUAGAUAAUACUUUGAAGAUAAAGAAUAUUGAGUGUCAAUAUGGAUUCAUUCAACCAGAUUCACUGCCAUUUAGGUUUGCAUCUGGUGGAGGAAGAGAGUUGCAUUUUGUAGAAGAGAAAGAAGUAGACUUGUCCGAUAUAUUGUCAGCUCCUCCACCAAAGAUACCUCUGGAUGUGUCUGUACGAGCACACUGGCUGAGUGUUGAUGGUGUCCAACCCACAGUGCCUGAAAACCCUCCACCUCUAUCUAAAGAAGCACAGAAAUCAGAAUCAGUUGAUCCAAUCAGUAAAUUAAGCAAACCCACUAAUAAGGAUGCUGCAGGUAAACCAAUGUGUGGUAAAGCAGCUCGGCUGAAGGCGUCAGAGUCGGUGCACGUGAAGCAACUGGCCACGCACGAGUUGAGUGUGGAGCAGCAGUUGUAUUACAAGGAAAUCACAGAGGCUUGUGUUGGCAGCGACGAAGGACGCCGCGCGGAAGCACUGCAGUCGUUAGCCUGCGAUCCUGGUUUACACGAAAUGUUACCAAGAAUGUGUACAUUCAUAUCAGAAGGCGUCAAAGUUAAUGUAGUGCAGAACAACCUCGCAUUGCUUAUAUAUCUGAUGAGAAUGGUCAAAGCUUUGCUUGACAACCAAUCUCUUUAUCUGGAGAAGUAUUUACACGAGUUGAUCCCGUCCGUGUCGACGUGCAUUGUGUCGCGACAGCUGUGCCUGCGACCAGAGAUGGACAACCACUGGGCGCUACGCGACUUCGCCGCGCGUCUCAUGGCACAGAUAUGCAAGACCUUCAACACUUCUACUAAUAAUCUACAGACGAGAGUCACAAGAUUGUUCGCCAAAGCACUGCAAUGCCCGUCACAGACUAAUAACGAGACUGGCGUAGGGCCGUCCAUGGUCACCACUAUGAAGGAAUCGGAGAAAACUCCCCUCGCGUCUCUGUAUGGCGCUGUUCAGGGCUUGGCAGAAUUGGGACCUGAAGUUGUUAAAGUGUUCAUCCUGCCGCGCGUGCGGUGGCUGGGCGAGCGCGUGGAGGGUGCGCUGAGCGGGCUGGGCGGCGCCGACCGGCUCGCGGCCGGCAACCUCAAGCACCAGCUGCUCAAGGUACUGGCGCCAGUCGUGAGGCAGCUGCGCCAGCCGCCGGACCUGCCCGAUGACUACAAGCGUGACUACGGGUACCUGGGCCCCAGCCUGCAGCAGGCGGUGGGCAAGGUGCGCGCGUCGCCGGCGGGCGGCGGCGGCGGCGGCGCGGUGGCCGUGGUCACGUGCACGCCGCCGCUCGUGCCGGCCGCGCCCUCGCCGCACCACGUCGCGCAUGCCUCGCACCAGCCCAAGACUGUCGAGACGAUGGCGACGCGUAACGUGGUGAUCAGCGCGUCCCCCGCGCCGCAGUCGCCCGCGCCCUCCACGCCGCCGCCGCAGAAGUUCGUCAUCGUGUCGCAGCAGAAACCGCCGCAGGUUAAUACGCAGCCAGCCAGCGGGGCCGGUCACAUCGUCGUACACAGCUCGCAGCCGACCAUCGUCCGCAGUCAAAACGUUCAGUCGGUGGUGGUGACGAGUGGCCCGGCGGGCGGCGCGGCGCCCCCGCAGAAGGUGGUGGUGGUGGGCGUGCAGCCGCCGCACCACGCCGCCCCCGCUUCCGCCCCCGUCUCUGCGCCAGCUCACAGCGCCGCGCACGUCAGCCAGGCACCGGUGUCUGUGGUGGCCAAGCCGGUGUUCGCGCGCGGCGGCGCGGCGCCCCCGCCGCCGGAGCUGGACGACCUCUCGCACCUCGCCUGACCCCCCCGCACCUUCAGCGUCGCUAUCAUCAAGCAGUACGCUGCCAAGAAGAAUCACUGAACCAUGUUUUGCUAACAGUUUUCGUGACAGUAGCUCAGUGGGGACUAAUCGGCUCUAGAACUUACACUAACAAUUUUAUGUAUUUAGUAACGAUAUUUGACAAGAUACCAUUAAAACCAUAUGAAGUGUCUCAAAAUCUCCUCUAUAUCCAGAUGUUCGGUCCCCUAGUGAUUAAGUUUGUAAUUAUAUUUGGUGACAUUUGCUAUUUUUGAAUGUAAUUCGCCUUACUAUUAUUACUUUGGUUAAAUAGUUUUAGGAGUAAAUGCUGUAUGAUGAUGUUUACAGUGCACAUAACUAAGACUUAUUUUGGGUGCCCAAUGUAUCAUAGUUUAUAAUAGUGCAAAAUGUGUUAGAAUAUUAUUUCAAAUUUAUUAUAUUAUGUAUGUAAAAUAGCUGAUACAAAUAUAUGAUUAAUUAAAAUCAAAA